CCCGUGUCUCGGCCGCCGCCGCCGCCGCUGCCGCCGCCGCCGGAGACUCGCGCAGAGCAGUUAUGGCGGAAACCGCAGCGCCCGCGCCUGCAGCUCCGGCUCCCACCCAGGCCCCGGCCGCGGCCCCAGAGGCGGCCCCGACCCCGGACGCAGCCCCGGCCCCGACCCCGGCGCCCGCCCCGGACUCGGCCUCCGGGCCGCCCUCGGACUCCGGCCCCGAAGCCGGCUCGCAGCGCCUGCUGUUCUCUCACGACCUGGUGUCGGGCCGUUACCGCGGCUCGGUGCACUUCGGGCUGGUGCGCCUCAUCCACGGCGAGGACUCGGACUCGGAGGGCGAGGAGGAGGGCCGCGGGAGCUCGGGCUGCUCCGAGGCGGGGGGCGCGGGCCACGAGGAGGGCCGGGCCAGCCCGCUGCGCCGCGGCUACGUGCGCGUCCAGUGGUACCCGGAGGGCGUCAAGCAGCACGUGAAGGAGACCAAGCUGAAACUAGAGGACCGCUCCGUGGUGCCCCGGGAUGUGGUCCGGCACAUGCGCUCCACUGACAGUCAGUGUGGCACCGUGAUAGACGUCAGCAUUGACUGCGCCGUCAAGCUCAUUGGCACCAACUGCAUCAUUUACCCUGUCAGCAGCAAGGACCUGCAGCACAUCUGGCCCUUCAUGUAUGGGGACUACAUUGCCUAUGACUGCUGGCUGGGGAAGGUCUACGACCUGAAGAACCAGAUCAUCCUGAAGCUUUCCAAUGGCGCCAGGUGCUCCAUGAACACAGAAGAUGGUGCCAAACUCUACGACGUCUGCCCACACGUCAGCGACUCGGGGCUCUUCUUCGACGAUUCCUAUGGCUUCUACCCGGGCCAGGUGCUCAUUGGCCCAGCCAAGAUCUUCUCCAGUGUCCAGUGGCUGUCAGGAGUCAAGCCCGUGCUCAGCACCAAGAGCAAGUUCCGGGUGGUGGUGGAAGAGGUGCAGGUUGUGGAGCUGAAAGUCACAUGGAUUACCAAGAGCUUCUGUCCAGGGGGCACGGACAGCGUCAGCCCCCCGCCCUCUGUCAUCACCCAGGAAAACCUAGGCAGGGUGAAGCGUCUCGGAUGCUUUGACCAUGCGCAGCGGCAGCUGGGGGAGCGCUGUCUGUUUGUCUUCCCAGCCAAGGUAGAGCUGGCCAAGAUUGCCUGUGAAUGUCCGGAAAAACACUGCGCCCAGGGGGAGGGCUCUAUGGCCAAGAAGGUGAAGCGCCUGUUGAAGAAGCAGGUUGUGAGGAUCAUGUCCUGCUCCCCCGACACCCAGUGCUCCAGGGACCAUUCCACAGAGGACCCAGGCAAGAAAGGAGGGGCCAAAGCCAAGAGUGAAACGGGGUCCGCCAGCCCCGAGGAGACGCCUGAUGGGUCCGCCAGCCCAGUGGAGAUGCAGGACGAGGGCUCAGAGGAGGCCCUGGAGGGGGGCGAGCAGCUGCCCCCCUUCCUGCUGAAGGAAGGCGGAGAUGACAGGCUACACUCCGCAGAGCAGGAUGCAGAUGAUGAGGCCGCCGACGACACGGAUGACACCAGCUCAGUCACCUCCUCUGCCAGCUCCACCGCUUCCUCCCAGAGCGGCAGCGGCACGAGUCGGAAAAAGAGCAUCCCUUUGUCUAUUAAGAAUUUAAAGCGGAAACACAAGAGAAAGAAGAAUAAGAUCACCCGUGACUUCAAGCCGGGGGACAGGGUGGCGGUGGAGGUGGUGACCACGAUGACCUCAGCAGAUGUGAUGUGGCAGGACGGCUCGGUGGAGUGCAACAUCCGCUCCAACGACCUCUUCCCGGUGCACCACCUGGACAACAACGAGUUCUGUCCCGGAGACUUCGUGGUGGACAAGCGAGUCCAGAGCUGUCCAGACCCCGCUGUCUAUGGUGUAGUGCAGUCUGGGGACCACGUGGGACGCACCUGCGUGGUGAAGUGGUUCAAGCUGCGGCCAAGUGGGGACGACGUGGAGUUGAUCGGAGAAGAGGAAGACGUGAGCGUUUAUGACAUUGCUGACCACCCUGACUUCCGGUUCCGCACGACCGACAUCGUCAUCCGCAUUGGCAAUACUGAGGAUGGAGCUCCUCACAAGGAGGAUGAGCCAUCAGUUGGCCAGGUGGCCCGUGUAGACGUCAGCAGCAAGGUGGAGGUGGUGUGGGCUGACAACUCAAAGACCAUCAUCCUGCCCCAGCACUUGUACAACAUCGAGUCUGAGAUCGAGGAGUCGGACUACGACUCAGUGGAAGGCAGCACCAGCGGGGCAUCCUCUGAUGAGUGGGAGGAUGACAGUGACAGCUGGGAGACGGACAAUGGGCUGGUGGAGGACGAGCACCCCAAGAUAGAGGAGCCCCCCAUUCCACCCACAGAACUGCCAGCAGCCCCCGAGGAAGACAAAGGCGUAGUGAUCAGCGAAGAGGCGGCCACGGCUGCCAUUCAGGGGGCUGUGGCCAUGGCCGCCCCGGUGGCGGGGCUGAUGGAGAAGGCAGGCAAGGACGGGCCCCCGAAGAGCUUCCGGGAGUUGAAAGAGGCCAUCAAGAUCCUGGAGAGCCUCAAGAACAUGACCGUGGAGCAGCUUCUGACAGGCUCCCCCACCUCCCCCACAGUGGAGCCUGAGAAACCGACUCGGGAGAAGAAGUUUCUGGAUGACAUUAAGAAGCUGCAAGAAAACCUCAAGAAGACCCUGGACAAUGUGGCCAUCGCAGAGGAGGAGAAGAUGGAGGCCAUGCCGGACACAGAGCGCAAGGAGGACAGGCCCGAGGCACAGUCUCCUGCGAAGGCCGAGUGGCCCAGCGAGACCCCGGUGCUGUGCCAGCAGUGCGGCGGCAAGCCCGGGGUCACCUUCACCAGUGCCCGGGGCGAGGUCUUCUCCGUGCUGGAGUUCGCGCCCUCAAAUCACUCUUUUAAGAAAAUUGAGUUCCAGCCUCCAGAAGCCAAGAAGUUCUUCAGCACAGUGCGGAAGGAGAUGGCACUGCUGGCUACCUCACUGCCUGACGGCAUCAUGGUCAAGACUUUUGAGGAUAGAAUGGACCUCUUCUCGGCCCUGAUCAAGGGCCCUACGCGCACCCCCUAUGAGGACGGCCUCUACCUGUUUGACAUCCAGCUUCCCAACAUCUACCCGGCCGUGCCCCCCCACUUCUGCUACCUCUCCCAGUGCAGUGGCCGUCUGAACCCCAACCUGUAUGACAAUGGGAAGGUGUGUGUCAGCCUCCUGGGCACCUGGAUUGGGAAGGGGACAGAGAGGUGGACGAGCAAGUCCAGUCUUCUCCAGGUGCUCAUCUCCAUCCAAGGUCUCAUCCUCGUGAAUGAGCCAUACUACAACGAAGCCGGCUUCGACAGCGACCGGGGCCUGCAGGAGGGCUACGAGAACAGUCGCUGCUACAACGAGAUGGCGCUGAUCCGCGUGGUGCAGUCCAUGACCCAGCUGGUGCGGCGGCCCCCCGAGGUCUUCGAACAGGAGAUCCGACAGCACUUCAGCACCGGCGGCUGGCGGCUGGUGAACCGCAUUGAGUCCUGGCUGGAAACCCAUGCCCUGCUGGAGAAGGCCCAGGCACUGCCCAACGGGGUCUUCAAGGACAGCAGCUCUGCAGGGCCACCUACUGUGGCCGAGCUCUCAGACAGCGGCCGGGAGGAACCUGAGGAUGGCGGGCUGGCCCCUGGAGAGGCCUCCCAGGGCUCAGACUCAGAGGGCGGUGCCCAGGGCCCAGCCACAGAUGGCAGGGACCACACAGACCAGACUUCGGAGGCAGCGCCCGACGCCUCGGUGCCACCCAGUGUCAAACCAAAGAAGCGGAGAAAGAGCUACCGGAGCUUCUUGCCUGAGAAGAGUGGCUACCCUGACAUCGGCUUCCCCCUCUUCCCGCUUUCUAAGGGGUUCAUCAAGAGCAUCCAGGGGGUCCUGGCCCAGCUGCGGGCCGCUCUGAUCGAGGCAGGCAUGCCUGAGAGCUCACGCAGCAAGUAGCUGCCGGCCUCCAGGAAGGAGGAUCGUGGUGGGAGAGGCCAGCUGCUGCCCGCUCACUCCCUGUCCUGGACCUCCGCGCUCCCCAUUUUCUCCUCUGUCCCCAGUGCAAGUCCCCCACUGCCUUCUUCUUCCCAAGGUGAGUUCGAUGCUGACGUGCAAGAAGUUUCUUGAGAUGCUGCCAUUUCUAUUCUGAAGCAAUCUUUCAACAGGCAAGCCCCCUGUGCAAAGCAAAUCUGAACCCUGUUGCUGACUUUCCACUUGUCACUCUAGGCGGAAUGUCCCGGCACUUGUCCCCUUGCGGUCUCCAUCUCAGGUUGAAGGUGGAGUUUUCCAAGGGUCUGGCUCCGGGGCCCUGGGGCCCCAGAGCUGUGCCGAGCAGCAGCAGGACGAGUGGCCAUACCUUGCAUGAAGUGUGGGUUGCUCCAGUAAUUUCCCUGGUCCCUUUCAUCCUCUUCAGUGCCAUUGUAGCUUCCCCAUGUCCCAGGCCACUACUCCAGGUCCUCCCUCGUCCCCCAGCAUCAACACUCUCCCCUGGGAGUUGUCGCCACUGUCCUCAACUCCGUGCUCUGUUCUGGCCCAUUUACAGGAUAGCCCUCAGGCCUGUUGAACUUGCUCUCUUAAGAGACCAGGCUGGCUUCAGGGUGACACCUAGAAGAGGUGGUGGCCUUCACGCUAACAUGUGAGGACCAGGGAGCUGUGGGGAAAGAAACAGCUGUAGGUGCCUUGCUCUUCCUGUCCCAUGGGGCGUGGGCGGGCGGUUCUGACUUCAAGGCCUCGUCUGCUUGAACUGAAGCCCGUGUUGCUCCCCGCGCAGUCCGGUCCCAGGACCCGGGAGGAAGGAGCAGCGGCACAGCCAGGGCCUGGGCACGUGUGCUGGGCCUUUCCCAUGGACUCUGCCCCUCCCACUACCACGCUCACUGGGAGGGGGCCUGUAGCUCGAGACACGAGCCCACCGCUCCUGAGCCAGCCUGCCCCGUGAGAACGAGGCCUCCUCAGCCCUGGCCCACAGACCCGCGGGCUGUCUGGGGGGAGGUGGCCAGCAUGCGGCGUGGGGUCUCUUCCCUCACAGACAGGCCCAGAGGUUUACAAGUUUUCUAAGCUUUUGAUAAUGUGAAGCUCCAGGUUAAGAGGAUGCUGUUGAGCACAUUGCAGGUAUGUAAUUUCUGGUGUAUGUAUGUAAUAUUUAAGGUUGAAAGAAAAUAAAUUUCAAAGGCAAAGAUAUUAACUCUUAUUAGAAAAAAAUAAACAAACAAAAAAAAGAAGCCAAAGCAUGAUGCGUCUUGUCCGCCUUAAGCUGGCUCCCCACCUGAGCUGUGCCAUCACCACCCAGUGGGCAGCAGCUGAGGGGAGGGACGAGCCCGACCGUGGCCGUGGCACCGGAGCCCCGGCGGUAUCUUGUGCCGGACGUCCAGAGUGGCUGCUGGGCUGUGCUUCCCAGUGCGUUGUCCAUGUGGAGAUGUGAAUGCCUACUGCUUACGAUAUCUGUAUAAAGUGCUCUGUGAUUAAACCUUUUUUUUUUUUUACUUGCAUUUUUUUUUUUGUUUGUUUGGCUUAUUACAAUGUACAAAAAAAAGACAAGGUGGCACCAU
Messenger RNA from Molossus molossus (Pallas's mastiff bat), 5533 nucleotides. It is a transcript of the gene UBE2O, whose product is annotated as ubiquitin conjugating enzyme E2 O. The transcript is spliced from 18 exons. The record is from RefSeq and is a predicted model, not a curated record. Bases 63 to 3944 code for a protein of 1293 amino acids. NCBI's taxonomy places the organism in Eukaryota, Metazoa, Chordata, Mammalia, Chiroptera, Molossidae.